AUGAUUGAUUUAUUACCAUCACGUGUGAUGCGUGCAUUUGGUUCGGAAGUAUCUUAUUCGGAUGCAGUAUCAAGUGUAAAUAAAUUUAAUGCACGCCUUUUACGUGAACGACGUAUUCGUUUGCGUUUACCAUUUGUUGAUUCACAAACGCAUAUCAUUCAAACACCAACACAAAAUCACCUAUGGAAACAUCCAACUCAACGUCUUAUGCCAACUCGUCAUGAUCAAGUAGCAUCAUACGCUAGAAAACAGUGGCAUAAAAAAAGACCCAAUCCACCAUCUUCUAUAGCACAAUCUCAAUCGGCAACAACUGUAAAUGGUACUAAUGAACAACCAUCUGAUCCAUCGCCUAUUAAAAAUGGGCCUGUCAAUGGAGUAAUACCAACACUGAACGAAGAUGAUCCACGUAUUCUUGUACGAGCUGGCGAUCUGGGAAUGUCAGAUGCAGAUGUUCAUGCUAUUGCUACUGUUGAAAAUCCAAGUAUGUCAGGUGGUCGAUUUACAGGUGGAUCUAGUGAUGAUUCAUCACAAUCAUCGGUACCACCGAUGACUGGUCUUGUGCAACCUCAACAACCUCACUGGCCGCAACAUAAUACAGCGCAUAAUCAUCAUCAUCUUCAUUCAAGUAAUUAUGUUCUUGAUGGUGAUGAUGAUCUCGAUGAUUUUGAUUAUGAUGAUUAUGGUGGUGGUAGUGGACCAGGCACACCUGGUGGUCCAGCAUCACCUGUGUCUGCAACCACAACACGUUCUAAACGUGGUAGUUCAACAAAGCGAUUGUCACAAACUGGUGCAAGAAAGAGUGGUGGUGGCAGUUCUGGUAGUAGUGGAAUGAAUAAUAAUACGCCUCCAACUGGUAACCGCCGUCAACAAUAUACAUUGGCUGAAUUACCAUUCGUCUGUGAAUUUUGUCCAGCACGUUACAAGACAAAACCAGGUCUACAAUAUCAUUUAGCUAAACAUAAAGAAACAAAUACAGAUUAUCGACCAUCACCAACAACACCUUCGACAGCUGAUAGUGGUGGAUCAUCAUCAUCAUCGAAUGCACCACCAACGCUUAUGAAACCAAAAUAUAUGAAUCCACCUCAUGACCAACAACAACAUCCAAUGUAUUCGAAUCAACCUCCAACCGGUGGUCCUAUGCCACAUAAUAAUCCUGGUGGACAUUUACCUCCGCCUGGUGGUGCUCCUCCGAAUAUGUCGGGACCUCCUUAUCAAAUGAAUCAACAUCACCCACAACAACCACCAAUGUAUCCAAUGCCGCCGCAAUCAUAUCAUCAAGGAAUGCCUCCAUCAGCGUCAAUGCCACUUACUGUAGCUGCUCUAUCUGGUUCAUCACCUGCAAGUGGUGUACCACAUUAUUCUCAACAACAACAACAACAACAGCAGCAGCAGCAACAACAACAACAACAACAAAUGAUGCAUCAACAGCGUAUGAUGAUGAUGCAACAGCAGCAAAUGAAGCAAUAUCAGCAGCAGCAACAACAACAACACCAACAGCAACAUCAACAACUACCAAAACCACCUAAUUCAAUGGCUACUACAGCAGCAGGUAUUACUACUGGUAUUCAAUGCGAUUUCUGUGGUGGCGAUGAACAAGAAAACAAAACAACUAAAUUACCAGAACAAAUGAUAACUUGCAAAGAUUGUGGUGGUUCUGCACAUCCAACGUGCCUUAAAUUUACUCCUAAUAUGGUUCGUCAGGUUAAAACUUAUGCAUGGCAAUGCAUGGAAUGUAAAACAUGUACAGAAUGUGGUAAUUCUGAAAAUGAUUCAGAACUUUUAUUUUGUGACGAUUGUGAUCGUGGUUAUCAUAUGUACUGCUGUUCGCCACCUCUAUCGAAAGCACCUGAAGGUGAUUGGCGUUGUAAAUUAUGCUGUGCACAGUUUGGCGAACUUCAAUCUUGA
Rotaria socialis is the source of this 1905-nucleotide messenger RNA. The record is from the annotation of a GenBank genome assembly. NCBI's taxonomy places the organism in Eukaryota, Metazoa, Rotifera, Eurotatoria, Philodinida, Philodinidae.